Molecule: messenger RNA, 504 nt
Organism: Magnolia sinica
Lineage: Eukaryota; Viridiplantae; Streptophyta; Magnoliopsida; Magnoliales; Magnoliaceae
Product: protein neprosin-like
Exons: 3
Coding region: 37-480 (147 amino acids)
Source: RefSeq, a predicted model, not a curated record
UUACAGACUCAACAUGGCAAUUUCGACUGUGUGGACAUGUAUAAGCAACCCGCUUUCGAUCAUCCGUUACUGAAGAAUCACACAAUUCAGAUGAGGCCCACUUCCUAUCCAGAGGGGAUGGGCAAUCAAGACCCUUCAAAUGCCAAUCUAGAGAUUGGGCUUAAGGAUGGUGGGUGUCCACUUGGGACCGUACCCAUUCGACGGACUAAAAUGCAAGAGUUAAUGAGUGCAAAAUCUCUCUCUCAUUUUGGUAGAAAAAAUCUGAAAAAUAGACGACUCUCCUCCACAGUUGGUCAUCAUCAUGCUAUUGCAAUGUUGUUUAGUCAGGUGUAUGGAACCCAAGCGACUAUGAAUGUGUGGAGCCCAGAACUUCAAGAUCAAUGGCAAUUCAGCCUGGCCCAGCUAUGGCUUCUCAACGGCCAUGAUGGUCAGCUCAAUAGCAUAGAGGCUGGAUGGCACGUAAGUUGCUGCAUCUACUAAUGAAAAAUAAGAAAAAAGUAAUUG